Molecule: messenger RNA, 3488 nt
Organism: Patella vulgata (common limpet)
Lineage: Eukaryota; Metazoa; Mollusca; Gastropoda; Patellidae
Product: R-spondin-3
Exons: 5
Coding region: 699-1514 (271 amino acids)
Source: RefSeq, a predicted model, not a curated record
CGACAAAGAACGUAAAUAGUAUAAUAAAUAUCAUUCUUAGGAAACCGUAGUAACCAUAUCGCUUUAAUUCGACGUUAGUUUGACUGAAAUAUGCUGAGGAUUUCAUCUAAUGAAUUUUACACAUCACCAAAGAUUUGAACUAUUUUUUUUAUUGGCGAUGUUCGGUAGGGGAUUAAGCAAUAAAGAAAAAAAAUGUUAUCUCGGAGAAACAGCCAAAGGGGUUUAGGAAAGGGAAAAAACAUUGCGCGGUAAUUAAGUUUUUAGCGAUAAAGAGUGGCGUCUUUCCAUGGAGCUGUCACGAGAUGUUAUAGUAAGAAAACGUAGGUAGUAGAAAAACGCAUGUAUAUACACUAUAUAGACAUUAUAAUAUACAUCUCGUGUCCCUUUCUUCCUCUCUAUCUGUUUAUAACAAACAGCAAACAAGUCUGUAUACUAUACACUUCUACACUUGAAACGAAGCCGUCUUAGCGCACACAAAAGGAUUAGCUAGCUACCGUGUUUCUCAUGGAUUAGAGGCCAUCCCACAUAUCCUUGGAUUUACGAUGGGUGAUUUCAGUUCGGAUGUGCCUAAUUCUUUGUUUAUAAGUGAUUACAGUGUGUAGUGAUCCUGUGUUUAUUUUCAGAGAUGGGGGAUUAGUGAGUGGUGGGGGCGGGCACCUUGCUCCGGGGGAUAGAGAAAAAUACACAAGACAUGUACUAUGUUUUCGGGGUCGCUUGUGACUUUUUUCAUCAUAUUUUAUUGUGUUGGGGACGUAUGGAGUAGUACUGAUUCGGAUAUUACUAGACCAAAAAGAACAACGGCUAAUUGUCCACGUGGCUGUGCUAGUUGUUCACCUGUUAAUGGCUGUGUUACGUGCGAGUCCCGUUAUUUUAUGUUUUUAUAUAGACAGAAUAUUAGACAGAUUGGUAUAUGUACGCCCAGCUGUCCUGUAGGAUAUUAUGGAGUUAGAUAUCAGUAUUAUAAUAAAUGCAAUCGAUGCCAUAUCGAACAUUGCCAGGCUUGUUUCAGUCGACAUUAUUGUACGAGAUGUGAACCACCUUAUUUAGCAUUCCAGGGACAGUGUAUAGAGAAAUGUCCCAACAAUACACAUUAUGCAAAUUACUCCAAGGAAUGCCGAGAUAGAGUGGAUUGCAUGGUUGGACCAUGGAGCAGUUGGUCCCAGUGUUCCAGAAACGGUGUGACUUGUGGAUAUAGAUAUGGCGUGCAGACUAAAACUAGACAGGUUUUAGAAUAUCCGUCAGUUAAUGGAGCUGGAUGUCCGACAUUGGUGGACUCAAGAACAUGUGUGAUAAGACGUCGACCCUGCAGCGGGCAGUGUAACCGGCGAAAACGACAUAGGCGUCGUAAGAAGAAAAGAAAGAAAGGAAAAGGGAAAGGGAGAAAGAAGGGAAAGAAAGACAGAAAUAGAGGACGUCGUAAAAAUAAUCGUAAGCGCAAGCACCGGCGUAAAGGUUAUUGUGGUAGGCGAUGUAGAAGGAGACGAUGUAAUCGACGCCGUAACCGUAUUACCUGAACAAGUAGUGUAUAAUAGCUAUGGUAUUUAUGGUAUUAUUUAUUUGUAAAGUGCAGAGUAUAUGAACAUCUGGAACGCGGUGGUGGUUUCUGAAGACCAUACGGCAAUUUAUGCGUAACGUAUUUAAGGAUAUAAUGCGUUUGCACUAAGUAUAUUUUGUGGAUAUAUGGGUAUAUCGUGACACAAAACUUUGAUAGAAAUAAGUUAUAAAGCAAGUGAUACUAGAGAUUUUAAAAUAAUGUCGCUGACAAAUUAUUCGCUGAUGGCAUUAUGUUUGUUGUAUUAGAAUAAUGAACUUAACUUAUGUAUACGCAAUUUAUUAUAUAAUUUCUAUUUUAUAUAGGCAAAUGUACAUAUUGAUAUUUUACUAAUUUGUUUUGUAAGAUGUAAUAAGUAUUUUACUGUUUUUUAAAGAAAACUAUUAUUUGUCAAUGUUCUUAUAUUUUGUCAUUCAAAACAUUUUCAUUUUGAUACCUUUUCAUUUGAUGAAGAAUUGUUAUGUUCAGCAGGUCGUCAUAAAGGGAUUAUGUAGCUGGUUGUCUUUUAUCAAAGAAAAUAUUUUUGAAAUAAUUGCGGUUAUUUCCAUUCAUUUUGCGAUAAACAUUAUUUUCAUUUUGUUAACAUAUUGUCGUUUUAAAAGUUUUAUUGUACAGACAGGUGUUGACUUAGGUGCAUAUAUUUGUUACCCCCAGUCCAAGUGCAAGAUUUACCAGCAGACUUGGCCACGGGUCAAGACAUAAAAUAUUUUGACACACUCAUGGGUCUUUUUAUACCGCACUCUUCCAUCUUACUCUAGUCGCCGGUGUGGGGGAUUGGGAGAGGCACCACAAGUGGCAUAGCCUAGGACCACUCUUAAUGAAGCCCCGCACUGGUCAACAUAUACAAUCAUUACCCGCUAACUUACCAUAGGGUUGUUUUCACUGUCACUGACACUUUUAUAGGCAAAUGUACACAUUGAUAUUUGACUAAUUCUGUUUUUUUUUUAAGAUGUGAUAAGUAUUUUACUUUUUUUUAAAAGAAAACUAGUAUUUGUCAAUUUUCUUUUAUUUUUUCAUUCAAGCCAUUUAAAAAUUUUUCGUUUUGAUAUCUUUUCAUUUAAUGAAGAAUUGCUAUGUUCAGCAGGUUACCAUAAAAUAUUUUUUGCACCGCCAUGGGCCUUUCUUAUAACAAACUCUUCCAUCAUCCUCUAGUCGCCAGUGUGGGGAAUAAACUAACUAUAGCUUUAAUUCCCUUUUCACUGACACUUUUAAUUUAGUCCUAAGUGUCGAAAUUCGCGCAUCAAUUAUCCAGGUAUCGCAUUGUGUCUGCUAAUCUUGAUCGGCAAAAAAGAAAAGUAACUAAACUAAUUAGGAUCACUAGACUAAAUUUUAGGAUGAAUGUUAAUUAUAUGUGUUCUCGUUGCCUUUGGCAUCGGAACCUGGUAAAUGCUCUCCUGGUCAAUGUUCAUGACGAACAUUCAAUAAUGGCCGAACGACUUAACUGCAUGUGGGUGUGUGGUUUUAUUUUGCCUGCCAUUCUUCAGUGGUGUGAAAACAUUGGACGAUCGACAUCUUUGCAUGACAAUAGUCGCAAAUCAUCUCCCCACCUGCAGCACAACCUGACGUUAGUAUUUAUAUGUUGCAGACUGUUUUUUAUACCAAGAUUAAUGACAGAUAGUAUGCGUUAUAUGCAUAUACCUAUGUUAUAAUUACAUGACGCGCUAUUAAAAUAUUAUUUCAUCUCACCAAAUUUGAUUCUAGAUUGAAGUCUGGAAUUUUAAGAAAUGAAUUAGAGAUAUCGAAACCUCAUAAACAAAAACGUGUAGUGACAAUGUUGAUGCAGUGAUACAAAUUUAAAUUAUACUGUCCAAUAUACCACGCAUAUAUUCUACUCAUGCUUCAAUGCUGAAAAACAUUAUCAGGCUUGUGUAACGGCUGUGGCAAGGUUGACCACGGAAAUAAAAUAUAGCAUUUGAAUAAAUUGAAUUGAAUUGUU